AAAAUUCUUGAAGAAAUCUAUCCAGAUAAUGAAUGUAAAGGUAAUUCUGAAAAAGUUGAAAUUCUUAUUGAUGAAUCUAACAUGUUAAAAGAAAGUAUUACCCUCUCUCCAAUUAACAGUAAAAUUCUUUCUUCCUGUGAAAGUAAUGUAGAAGAUACAAUUAUUUAUAACUAUCCUAUUGAAUGUACUAAAGAUUUAAAUGGGUAUUAUAAAUAUAUUCAAGGUGAUGAUAAUGUAAUAAAUAGAACUGCGUAUUUAGAUAAUACAUGUACAUCCCUCUUUUAUUAUGCUCCUACAAUAAAAAGUUGUAAAUGUAUUUCUAUUGAUGGAAAUACUUUUGUUGAAUUAGUUACAUGUCCAUCUGAACUAACUUGUAAAGAAUUUCAAAUAAAGAAAGAUGGAGAAUGUCGUUGUAUUGAAAAUUAUAGAAAAUUAGAAGAUGGUUCAUGUGAAUAUCAAUGUUUUGGUAAAGGUAUUAAAGUAAAUAAACAAAAUAAUGGAUGUGAUUGUACUGAUGGAUAUACCGCAAAUGGACCUCAACAAUGUACGUUGGUUUGUAAUAACAACUUUGUUCCAAAUGAAGAAAAUGAUCAGUGCAUUUGUGAUUUAACAAAAGGAUAUACUUUAAUAGAAGGAAAGUGUAUUAAAACUGAAGAGAAAGAAACAAGUACAACAACAAUGUAUAUUAUAAUAAUCAUUAUUAUAUUAUUAAUUGUUAUAAUUAGUGUUAUUGCUUUCUUCUGGUUUACACGAAAACCACGUUCAUCCCAUUCACAAAAUAGAGAUAAUAGUAAUGAUGCUUUCUCGGUUGCCUUGACAGAUGAAUUAGAUUUAACACAACAAUCACGAAAUGCUUAA
Molecule: messenger RNA, 858 nt
Organism: Entamoeba nuttalli P19
Lineage: Eukaryota; Evosea; Mastigamoebida; Endamoebidae
Exons: 1
Source: RefSeq, a predicted model, not a curated record